GAAUAAUGCUAAUAGCAACAGUCACUAUGUACACAUGCUGUAAGUUUAGAAGAGUUAUAAGCAUUUGUGAUUUGUGACAUAAUUAAGAGCGUUAGGAAGAAACUUUCCAUAGGGAGAGGUUAUUCUAUAUUUAUCCUCUGUGCAAGCAUUUUAUCUUCCUUUGAAACACCUGGAAUUAGAUGGUCUUAAAGACAAGGCACUGGAUUAGUAGUCUGCACUGGAAUAGUUAUUCCCAUAUUCCUGUAGUCAUUAACAGAGUAAGACAGAUUCUUUUCUAGUUCAUUCAUACAUGCUAUUAAAAUACAGUAUUACUAAAGGCCAAAAAUGUUUGAUAAAUACCUUCUUUCUCACUAACCCUGAUUCACGUGUAUCAAGCAGCCAAUUCCUAAUACGUAUGAGGAGAGUUUCUAAUGCAGGAGAGUAUUUCCUUCAAAGCACUGCAUAUUCAUCCCUAAGACUGAUAGAUUACCUUUGAAUGAACUUACUGUAAGCUGCUGGAGAUUUGGCACAGGCUGCAAAAGCAGUAGAGCAGCAGUGUGAUUGUUACUAGCUACAGCAACAGCCAGCACCGUAACAGCUGAAUACCGUAACAGCUAACAGCAAGGUUGUACACAACUGUAGGAAAAGUUUGUCUUAGCUUUCGGGAUGCUGGAUGCCACCUAGAGGAUUAUCCUCACUGCUGUGCUCUCAGCUGCUUUUCCUCAAAAAAGAGCUCUGCUACCCUUGCCAGGCGCUGCGCGUCAAUGCAGGGCGAGGAGCCUGGGUGAUGAGCCCCCGAUGAUGGUCCAGGGCUGUUCUGCCCCUGGGCCCGGAGGUCUCUUCUAGCUGUCUCUGUACAGCAGUGCGUGGCGUUUGGGAACCACCAACCUUCAGUGAACUGCACCCCCCACAUGGAAAUCAACCUAUGUGCCAUAAGGGCAACCGAGACCUAGCAGCCUCUGCUUUAGUUUCCUCUGGCUGUGCAUUUGCGGGCCACUGUUUCAGAGCCACUUAAGGGCAAGGAAUACAAUUUAAACAGAUGCAGGAGCCUGUCUGCCUCUUUCGUCCUCUGCUCUUCAGGUGUGUCACCGACUUCAAUGCUGACAGUCAGCUUCCACCUAAUCCCAGGAGGAGGUGGCCACAUCCCCUCGGUACCCAAGUUUUCUGCCAUAGAUGUGCACAGAACCAAGGAAGCGCUGCUGUGUACGCUUGCCGGAGAGCGGCAGAAGGGCGAAAAGAUGGAGUGGAGGCUGGGGAAGACGACCCAUGCCCGGAGGAACCUUUUUGGCCCCGUAGACCACGAGCAGCUGCAGCAGGACUUCCAGCACAUGCUGCACAGCAGCGUCGAGGGAGCCCAGCAGAAGUGGAACUUUGAUUUCCUCCGGGACGUGCCAGCCGAGGGGCUUCUGCAGUGGGAAGAGCUUGAGGGCCACCAGGUGCCUGCCUUCUACCACAGCUGCGUGGUAGGGGACUCUCAGAGACCUCUGCAGCACUUGAACUGGCCCCUGGGCAGGGAGGAUAAGAUUCACCACUUUGCCCAGAUGGCACUGACUGAGAAACCCAAAACUUCCAAGAAAACAGGGAGCAAGAGGAGCCCAGAAGGGAAAAAGCGAAGACAGACAAGACAGACUUCUCUGACAGAUUACUACUCAGCAAAGAAGCGAGUCAAAACGAAUACGCAAGCUGCUGUAAAAAAGUCAACUUCUUGAACGGGAGCACAGGAUUGUUCUGCACCGGGGAGGUUGGAGACAUCUGUCAAGUUGCCUCGACGCUCAGAAACCGUGUGCACAGGCUGCAGACACUUAGAGGCAUCGCACAGAAAGAUACUCAUGACAGCAGCAAUGAAAGGUCUUUUGGGCAAAAAAAACUUUCAUCGGAAAGGGGUCAGGCCAAAUCAACUGGAAUCACUUUAAUGAGAAAUGACUAGCCUUAAAACCUGCUGGUAAGCAAGUUAGGAUGCUACAGCAAUCAGCUAAGGCUAGCAGUUUAACAUGCGUUACAAAUAACUCUGCAUGAGAAAGUGGCAAACAGUUAUAGCUGUAUAUGUGUAAUAAUGUGCUUGGACAUGUCAUUGUACAUGUGGGGCCUUUUAUUGUUAUGCCUUUACACAUCCUCUGUCAUGGUUUUAGCAGUGAUGCUUAAUAAGUUUCACCACCUUUGCUUUAUAGGUCUGACAUACAAAAAAGUUCCCCAGCUCUUCUAUGAUGUUUUUCAGGCGUAGGAUAUAUGCCUGUUUUGUGCUUGCAACUGUUUGGGGCAUAAACAACAGAAUUUAGGUGCCAAAUGUCCCUGUACUGCUGGGAUGAAAACGGAGGAAGCUGAUAUUUUUCUCGGGAAAGUUUCCAUUUAUAUCAGCAGCCCUUUUAGCCCUGUGGAUCCCUUCUGGAUCCACCCAAGAAUUAGGCAGUUAACCUUAAAUGUUAUAGGUAGAAAUUUGCAAACAUUUUUUUUGUAUCUAUCUUUCAAGUCAUUCCUGUUAUCAGCUGGGCCAAAUUCACCCUUCAUUUUUGGUUGUGCUCUUCCACCUAUGUCUAUAAGUUUGCAUGGUGAAAUGAAGACAAAACAGGCUGUGCGUUUGUCCACAAUAUUUUAAAUUGCCUGCUGCCUGCCAGAACAUGCUAAGAAUGAGGGAGACGGUUUAGUUGCCGUAUUGUGCUUCUAUUCAAACUGAUAAUAUAUUUCUAUAAAAAGAUAAAGAGCAUUAAUAGCACUGAAAGUUCUGUUCCUCUUGCUGUUACAUGGACUGCUUUUUCUAGGGCAUUUGGUAACAUAUCCCUUUCCACCACCUCCUUUUCAUUUCCCAUCUUCAUUACCCUGACUGCUUGGGAUAAUUGAGGUUUUACAGCACAUAAUAAUCAGUGGGUAAAACAGAAAAUGAAACCUAUAAAAUAUACACUCGAAAUUAUACCGCCGCAUAUGGCCUGAAGAUGCAUUUGUAGUGAGCACAUUUGGAAAGACCUCUGCAAAUGUGAGCAUUUUAGAACUUCAUACAGUGAUGGAACACGGCUUUUUUUUCUCAAAUCUACACAAACCAAGGCCUUUCUUGGGGAGUAAAAAUGCAUGUGCUCACACACACGUGUCAGCUGUACACAUGAGAUGUGUUUUAAGGAAGCAGUACACCCUGCAUUACAUGUAACAUCAGGACGGAUUAGUGUCUUUUUUUCCCCCCCAACAUAAGAGCUAGAAUGUUUAGACAUAAGUAAUAGUUGGUUUCGCCCGGGUGGCAGGAUGCCGUUCCUCUGUGUGCUGAGAUGAGGGCGCUCAGCAAGUCGCAGAAUCGGGGCCUGUUUCCAGCUGCAUGCCAAAGAGCAUCACAAAAUGUGAUUUUCUCUUUUGAAUUUUUGAUUUUGUAAGGAACUGUGGAAACAAAACUUGCCGCAGUAAAGGGAGUUUUAGCUAAAUGAAGCAGGAUGAGGGCCUGCUUUGCUGGCAAGUGCUGCUAGCAGUGCAUUCAAUGUGGUUGUGGGCCAGACCCUACUCUUACAAGCUUUUCAUCAAGUUGAGAUGCAGCAUAAAGGUGUGGAGUUAGGCUUUUUGUGUGAUUGACUGUUUUUAUUUUUAACUUUGCUUGUCACUAGAACAGAACAAUAUAUAUAUUUUUAAGUGUGCGAUUUUUCUGUAGCUCAGAAAAAUAGCACAACUGUUCCUCAGGGGUCUGUGAUUUUAAAUCAGACCAGGGACAUUGUGCAGCUUUUUUUUGUAGCAACGUUUUGCAGCAUUACUUUCUGACCAGGAUGGCAUGAGCUGUGUGUAGAAGGCCGCAAGCCUGCCAUGCACAAGGUCACUGUGAAAUUGCUGAGUCUCUUUUCUUUUCUUUUUUUUUCCCCAAGGGGAAAAGGGAAACUUCUUUUUAUUAGGAGAAAUAACGACUGUCGAUGCACUGCUAUCCCAGCACAACAAGAAAGCUAUUUUGGAACCAAUGUGAAAAAAAUCCUAAGUGCUUAUGUGUAUAUUUAAAAGGACAUAUUUGCUUUAACUGCUUUGUGAUCAGGACCCUACAAUGUCCUGGGAGUUCAUAAACAGUUGUUUAAGUUAUCAGCAAAUUGAACACCACAGCUUUCGAUUCACAACACAGAUAUCAGCUCAAGAGUGGAAUUUCAAUAGAUUCAGACGGAAAGGGCAAGACAACGGUUUAGAAUUAGGCCUGUCCAUGUUUAGCUCCGAUUGCGACUGUUAGUUCAGUGCUGUGGUAAAAAACCAAUUGUCUGCUGAUUAGACGGGGUGAUGUCUUUGUUUACCGACUACGCAUUCAUUAAUGUUUUUUGGAAUGACAUAAUACUGGAAAUGAAGAUACAUGGUAAUACAAAAGAAGGGGAUGGGGGGAAUGGUGUUUUCAUGCCAGUGUUUGCAAUUGGAAAAUUGUUAUACUUGUACCACAGGGCCCAAUCCUUCUCCAGUAUACAUCACUAUAGCUCCACUUAAGUGCAGUAGAGCUACCUGGAUUUGCACUGGAGGAGAAUUGAGACUGAGAUGUUUUGCACUAGUUCUUUUUGUUACUUUACAGAAUAAAGCGACAAGCAGCUAUGUAAAGCCAUUGCCUCCCUUCUAUAUACACAGGUUUUAAAAGGUAAAGAAAAAUGGUUUCUGCAAUAGCAGCAUUGUGGAUGUGGCAGCCAAAAAUGACAGCAAACUUCUGAUUAGUGUCUGGGCUCCAUCAUCAACAGGGUAGAUAAAGCAUGUCAGUCUUUUAUUUCAUUACCAUUCUGAUGGGGAUACAGUCAAGUGUGGAAUAUUUCAUUCUUUUGUUCAUCCUGUAAAUUGCACUUUCUUGCAUGCAAAGGGAUAUGUCAGUAUGUAGCAAAGCUAUAAUAAUAAUAUUUUUAUUAUUACGUGGGUCUAAAACGUUCCCAUUCUUUAAGUGGAUGGAGGAGCCAGCAGACCUGGAAAGACCUGGAAAGAGCAGUACCCCAAAGCUUUGGUCUGCUUCGCUCUGUGGCAGAAACAACGCGCUGGGUGUACCUAGCCCCGUUCUGUAGCAAAGGGCUUGUUUGCUGUCCACCGAGUUGGGUUGUCCGCCUCGGUACAUGGCCAUACACUAAACCCCAGAACAGCACUUUCUCGUAAUGAGGAGCAAGGAGGGGUGUUCAGAAACUGAAAGAAAUUUGGGCAUUAAAGGAACGGUAGCAGCACUGUUCACAGGUCUUAUGCAGCUGUCUUUACACGUGUGAUUACGCAGCAGAAGGGAAACCACAUCAGGAAUCCACAAAAUAUUGUAACCUCAGUACGUUGAUAAGUAGAUACAACUACGUCCACCUGAGCCCUCCUCCUUCCCCUUUUCUGAAGAUAAACUACAUACAUGACUCAGGGUCAUAUAUUACUGAACAGCCACAGCCUAGCUGCCACUGGUGCCAUAGUGUGACCAGCAUACACAUUAGGGAAGUAUGCAGUUCAGGAUUUUACCAUCCCAGAUAAAUGUGCCCCAUGUGCAAAUGGGACAGAGCAAGUCCAAGAACAGCUAUUGCACUUGCUUUAUGUUUUGUACAAGCAUGGAAAUCAUCUCUCAGGUAUGGAUCAUUUCAUUAAAUUCCUUUCAGCAGCAACUGGAGAAUGUUGUUCCGCGUGGGCAAGAUAGCCAGGAAAAGAAAUAUUCUCCAUGCUUUUAGUUAUUUUCAGGAUGAUACAAAUAUAGUUUUCUGCUUAAAGCAGCUACUCUGCAAACUAUCCAAGUACCCUUCUUUAGGACAGAAUUAGUUUCCUAGAAAAUCUGUCAACUUGCUACAGUAGAUGCUUUAUAAUUCCACCAUCACCUCUUGGGUUCCUGUUAAUAGGCAUUGGGGGUGGGCCUUAAAAUCAUAGAAAUGUUUGGCUGGAAGGGACCCUAUGAUAUUGUCUCAUCCACUCCCCUGCUUUAGGGCAGGAUCAGGACUUAUUUAUUCCAAAGCUUGUGAACUACUGUGAGAAAUGGUUUGCUCGGUUCAUGUGGCAAAUACAGUGGGUAGCCGAGGUCAACAAAGUUCCUCCUGAGGUUCAGACAGUUUAUGUUACACAAGGUGCUUUCCUUCAGGUAUUAAUUUCACUUUACUUGUAAUGUUGUAAUGCUACAGAUUCAGUUAAAUUCCGUGUGAGGAAGUUGGUGUUCUGAACCAUUUCGUUGUCAACUGUGGAUAUUUGCCAUAUCAUCAAUAAAAGCUGGUGCAUAUGUA
This is a messenger RNA of Struthio camelus australis, 6122 nucleotides long. The record is from RefSeq and is a predicted model, not a curated record. Lineage: Eukaryota; Metazoa; Chordata; Aves; Struthioniformes; Struthionidae.